Molecule: messenger RNA, 6597 nt
Organism: Trichophyton verrucosum HKI 0517
Lineage: Eukaryota; Fungi; Ascomycota; Eurotiomycetes; Onygenales; Arthrodermataceae
Exons: 1
Coding region: 1-6597 (2198 amino acids)
Biological process (GO): double-strand break repair via homologous recombination; replication fork processing
Cellular component (GO): nucleus; Cul8-RING ubiquitin ligase complex
Source: RefSeq, a predicted model, not a curated record
AUGGAACAAUGGCGUGAACGUGGAUAUGUUCCAGACUCAGACGAAGGAGACGAAUUUGAUAGCCAGGAGUUGCUCGGUGGUAUUGGUGGUGAGCCAGUGAUUGCUGAGGAUGACGGCACACAUAUUGAGGAAACCGGCUAUGAGAUUCCGCAAGGCGAUGAUGGACGAGAGGAUGGUGUCGAAGAAGGAACACAAAAGAAAGAUGAGGGUAGAGCAUUCGACAGUUCUCAGCGUACACAUGUCCCGAGUGAGGACGAUCUUGAUACCGAUCCGCUACAGGAUUAUCAAACUGUAUUGCACGCUUUUCUGAGCCCGAGCAACAGACGGAGACAGAGCCCCGAUGGCCAUGAAAACUCAGAGAAUACACUCUCUGAGCCGCAACCGCCGUCGUCCCCGGAUGAGCUACAAUUUGAGGAAUUCCGUCAGCAGCCACAAUCUACCCCUCUCGCCAAAAGGACUGAAGUGCCGGACAAUGAUAUCCCUUUUGAUAGUCUGAACUCAUCUCCAUUGUCAUCUGUACCACCACUCCUAGAGUCUCCUCGGUCUGGAGAAGCGUCAUUGGCACUACCACAAAAUGAUACGGAACUCCAGCUGCCACAACAACAGGAAACUGUUCAACUCAAUGAUGGGGACAUUGACAUGACUGAUGCUGGGCUUUUGCAAUGGCAGAACCAAAGCCGCCGGAGGGCCCUGAGACAGCGAAAUGCAAUCCAGCUGCAUCCUUAUAUGUUGGAGAACGCUCAGUAUCGAUCACUUUUGAGGAAUAGAGGUCUGCAGCCUGUACGGAUUCCUAAUAGUGAACCGCGGCCUCAAAAGGCCACAGGGGAUAGUCAAAGCUUUGAGUCUCAGGAUGAGAAUGUUCCUCCGUCAAGUAGCCCUCUGUAUCUUCCGCCUUCCUCACCUGACAUAUAUGAUCAGCCGGGUUUGAGCCAGUCACUCAGUGAUCGUGAUACAACUAGCCAGAGAGACGAGCUAAGAGAUAUAUAUGAUACCAAUUCCCGACUUCGCUCAGUCAAGCCUAGUCAGGCAGGAAAUAAACGACGUAAGCUUUCUCAUAUAAUGGAGAAUCGUCGUUCCGGAAACUCCUCCCAAAACGCAGGGGAUAGGCUCCAGGUUGUUAUAAAUACCAGCUCCAAAUCCAAACAGCAGGACGAUCUACAAGAAUUAUACGACAUCUUUGACGUACCUCCUUCUCCUCCUUCGUCUGGAGAGGGGUCUUCUGCCCUUCCAAGGGAUCCAGAUACUUUUAGAUUUCCCCCGGGAUUUACUCCUGCCCAGUCUAGGAAUCAGCUGCAGACUCCAGUAUCCGACAAAGUAACGCAAUUAGAACACCCUGAUAUCAUUUCAAGUGAUCCUCCCUCAACCGUUGAGCGUGAGGAAGAAGGUGUUACAAUUAUAGAAGAACAGCCCGUGGAUGAAUCUUCAUCUGAUAGCCCCGAAGAAGAAUCCUUUAUCAUUCGACAGAUGCAGCGACGGAUAAAGGGAGUCCUUCCUGCUUCCUUUGCUAGACUUGACCAUGGGAUGCACGAGGAGUACAAGAGACAAGCUGCUGAGAGAGAGCAUCGAAGAGUAUUGAAUCGGGAACGGAGGGCUGGCAAAGGGGUUGCACAACCCAUAUUGCGGCGGGCAAGGAUUGAAAACCAGCAGGAGGCAUCUACUCGUUCAAAUCCUUUCGACCUGUUCAGUGAUUCUGAGUCUGAGGAUGAUGGGGCGUCAACAAGAUCACAGCAGCAAAAGGAACGAGAAUUGCGCGAGCAAAAACGCCUUGAACACCAUUUUGGAUUAUUCGACAAUGACGAUGAUAUCCCGGAAGAUAAUCGAAUUGAUUAUAUGGCCCCCCCAGCCUCUCGUCGAUCAACUUCAAAGAAGUCUUCCAGGAGGGGGGAACGCAAAACCCAGUCCUCAGAACGAAUUGAUGGUGAACACAGGUCAAGCUGGCAGUCGCAGCCUCAGAGGAAACGGCAGACAAGAAUCACAGAUACCAUAGACAAUCGGCGAAAAUCACGGCCCAACAAACCUCGUGCACCGAAGCUGGGUAUCUUAGAUUCGGAGGAUGUUAGGAACCAACAUGUGAAUGCACCGCCACAAUUCUUAAGAGUUGCAGCCAGGCAAGCUCGCUCACGCAGAGAUAAGGGGCGUCGAAGCCCAUCUCGCAAGGUAUUGAAACUAGCCACAAAGGCUGAUACGCGCGAUGCAAACGCUGCAUUGCGUAACUGGAGGUCAGGAAAAUAUCAACCUGCCCCGAGUAUAACCUCCGCACGCCCGAGGACGAUACCCAAGUCUCAAACAAGUGUCCAACCUUCGUCAACCGCUUCAGAUGUUGAAACCCCGGCUGGGAACCCAGCUAGAAGGCCCAUAUCCAUACCUGGGGAAGUCGCCGAGCCCAUAAUCAUUGAUGAUGACGAUAACUCAACAGAAAAUCCAACCCGUACCAAGCCAAUUAAAAGACAGCAAAGUUUGAAAAACAGUUGGGUGGUCCAACGUCCAUAUGGCAUAUCAUCCCUUCAUAGCCAGGUUCCCCGGCCCGCGCAGCUAGAUAUUGAGGAUAUUCCUACCACCCUUCCUGAGCGGCCAUCUACAUUCCACGGUACCCUUGCAGCUCUUCGCAAGGCAUAUAAAACGUCAUCCCAACCGCCAACGUUGACAAGAUUCUUAAAUGAGCCGCAACAACUACAAUUACGACAACCUACAGUAGAAGCUCCUGCUCCUCUUCCACAAACUACCAAAGAACCAGAAAAACGCAGAAUAACCAAAAAGAAGCGCCAGCCUAAACAUAUCAAUGUUGAAACCAUUGAAUAUCGUCAACCCCCUGACUUCGAUAACGUAAUUAGUGACACAGCUUCGUUCGCACACCCAGAAGAAGAUUACCUUAUUACACUUCCUGGUUUACAUCGUCCUGAACGGCCAUACCAACUUGACUUCGAUACCCAUCCACUCUAUACUGGCACAUAUUACCACCAGUCAACAUUCAUUGGAAGUGGGAAAUUCUCUCAGUCUCUACGUCUAUCUCAAGACUUAGAUAUUGACCGUGGACAUUCCACUAUUCAACAUGUAGGCAAAAUCUACAACUGGAGUUCCUGGAAUGAGACGGUCUCUUCAGAGUUAGGAGAGGUAUUUGCUUUCAUAGCCUCUCAGACUAACUCAGGAGCAAAUGAUGCCAGAGCCAUGCCCACUUCUGCUCCGGAUCAAGUGCUAAGACUAUACCGGGAUAUUGUUUGCUAUGUUUCAGAGCAUCUGAGCUUCAUAGAUCCCAUUGAUCGUAUAAAUUUCGUUUCCAGGUGUACAGGUUUUGUUGCUCAAAUAACCGAGACGUUCAUAUCUAGCCCUGACCCUGAAGCAGGUGUAGCUGCUCUCACAUCGGGGAUUGAGAUGUUCAACCUGGUGUUCUUGAACCAAUUGUUACAAGUCUCAAAACAUGAAACCAUGGACUUGGCCAGGGCUCGGCCCGUUGUUGAGUUGAUGAAGCUCUCCGGAGAACGGAUAAUGGAUAUUAUCCUAACCCCUGUUGGUGUACGAAACAUUCAACAAUUCCUAGAGGAUAACAGAAAGCUAGAAAAACGUGAAACUGGAAUUCGAGAUGAAUAUCCGUUUGUGGAUGCACUUGUGAUCGCUCAACGCAUUCUCCAGCUGACAUCCAUUAAGGACAUGGGCGUUGAAGCUCAGUGUUUGGAUCGGGUUAUGGUUCUUGCGCAUCAUAGCAUUGAAGACCUAGAACGAGUCUGGGAAGCGAUUUUCAUAUUGCUCCCUUUCCAGGAGAUCGAUGAACUGGGGGUCUUUCGGUCUGGGCUACGAUUUCAACUACAAAAUGACCACUGGGCCGUUGUCAAACAGCUGAUUUCCAAAAUCUUGGAGUCAUACAGGUCAAACCCCAAGGAGCAAUGGAUCUUCUUAAACCAUUAUUUGCGAACCCUCCUGCAUCGUUGUUUUAUUCUCAUCAAAUUCUGGGGCUGGCGACAUUGCAAGCUUAUCCUCGAGAUGCUCUUUGAUUUUUUCACCGGAAAUUUGCUGUAUGAUCUCGAGAAAGAACCAGUACAUGGGUCUCCCUGGUUUAUUGACCAGCUUGAUUCGGACCCAGUGCUCGAAAUAGAAGCAUCCGACAGCUGCUUUCGCAUGUUCUUGAAAAUUGUCGUGGUGGGGCUCAGGUACUUGAACAGUUUACUUGAACCAAAGAAGAUUCUCAACUUAGUUUGGCGUCUGCUCCCUAAUCAUGGCCGAACGUAUCCCAAAGAGAAACCCCUACGCGUGGAAGAUUUGAAUGCGUUGAGAAACCAUCAUGAUCUUCUCUGUGCAUUGUAUUGCUGUGCGCCAAAGGGAUGUCGGCCUCACCUUACUACGAUCCAGCGUCUAGUGCAUCCUCCUACUUCUCAUAAAGAUGCAUGCAGCAUUAACAUCCACUCUUGGUCAAGGCUGGUCAGGUUUACACUGAUCAAGGAUAGAGAUACGCCAGACCUGGGCAAAUUUGCAGAAUGGCACGGCGAUUUUGUUGCAGAUAUAUUGAAGUUACACUCUCAAGCUCGGAGUGAAAUAGAAACAGAGGCCGGUUCUGCUACUUUCUUUCCUCGUCAAUACAUUGAAGGCGCCAUUGCAAAGAAUGAGAGGCACGCCGAAUCCCUAAUAAGUGAUGCUCUUGUGUGUAUGAAGUCAGCUAUCGAUGCGGCAGGAAAUGUUGAUCAGGCGGGGCUGUUAAUGGAGAAGAUGCCUCUUGGAAGGAUAUUCGGGCUUUUCAAUCCCACGGUGAAAAGGCGAGAUGGGGUAAUCUACAAGGCUUUGGAUGUUUUGAAAGCCUUCACCAAAGCUGACAAUAGAACAGCUGCUACGGUUAGUACUGUCGAGGACCCAGAUGAUCCAUUCGAAAACAAUGAUGAAAGUCAAGAUGAUUGGCUUGAUCUGUGUCAGGAGCAGCUAGAGGUCGCUAGCACCGGCUCGUCGUAUCUGAAUCGUACAAUUGCACCUGCAAUUUCUCAUUUUGUUUCGACCUGCUUUGGAGUAGAUCAGACUCCCGACGAUUCAAUCCUCGCAAAGACAAUUGAUUGCUGGCUGGCCGUUGCUCAAAUUAGGGUGAAGCAUGGUAUGCGGCAAUGGAGCAGCUACUUCAAUAGAUACGACCAAGACUCCUGGCCAGCGUUGAAGCCAACAGAUCAAACGCGCAAGUUUAUGCCGUACUUUAUUUCGCGGUUGAUUUCAAGUGAUCCAACGUCUUAUGAAGAGUGCCGGCCUCAUAUGUUGACUUACUGGGGCACCUCACUUGUGGAACGGGAGGUAUUCUUGAAAUAUCAACAUGAGUUGACGAACGCCCUGCUGAAUGAAGAUCGCAAGAACCCUCUCUUCAGAAACUUACCAUUUGCAGCCAGCGGGACAACUGGCAAAUAUGAGAUAACGUUGAUGGAUUUCUGUCAACGACGAGUUUCCCUUAUUUCCUGCGUGCUACUGAACAUGCGGGUGCACCUGCCAGAACUUCCGCCUACCCAACUCAACGCACCUAGUGGAUUCGGAGAAACAUACCAGGAGAUGAUACGGGCGAUGAUGGCGACUAUGAAACAAAAUUCCGAGGAAGUUGGAAAGGCAGUGGUACCAGGUUCUUACGUUGACUUCGUUCAUAGGAUUGUCGAGCUUCUGCAGGUACAUUCUGAAGAUAUAUAUCCGGUUGACAAGUACUUUAUGGAUCCAGCAUCAUUCCCUCUACCAGCAUCUGACCCAAACUAUGUGGUUGCCAAACUCAAGAGAUAUGCAGGACGGUUAUCCGGUGGCAGCCGGUUUGCAAAGCAGCUUGUUACUUAUAUCCAAGGUGUGUCCGAAAGAGCAGCAGUCGAUGGACAACAAAGUUAUCUUGCUGGUCAAUUCUACGAAGCCAUGUCAGAUGCGUCUGAGAGCGGAGGCUACGAGAGACCAUCUCUCCGGUGCUUUCUUUUGCAGUGCGUUAUUCCUGAAUAUGUAGUGGUGUCAGUUAGCAACCCGACGGCGUGGAUUGUAGCCCGUCCGCUUAUCCAGGCUACGACUCGCAUCUUCUCCAAUUUAGUAAUGUCUGUUGACUGCACUAAACAGGACGAGAUCGACAUUGCUAUUACCUCAAUUACAGCAUAUUUCGGCGCUGUUUACACUGCCAUGCAAUAUCCCAUCAACGAUCCAGGUCUAAUGCAAGAAUCAUCGGUGCUACUCACUCUCGCAUCCCUUUUGGAGAGCAUAAUAGCCUCUCUUGCCAUGGUGGAUUACCUCGACCGACUGGGCCAGGAAGCAGCUGACCUGUUAUCCUACAUUGAAUUUUUCGGGCAAGUCGCUUUAUUCGGACUGUCUACCCUCCUCGAUCCACCAGCUACUAGGAUCCCAUACCUCCGUGAUCUCACCAACUCACUAGAGUCUCAAAUUGCCAGCCCUCCAGCUUUCUUCACCGAGUCUCGAAACUUUGCGGCCCGUGAACUAGAAUCAUGGCUCGAAGACAACUGGGCAGUACAUGAAGGGAAGUAUUUUGUCCGACGCGGACAACAAUAUACAAAAAUUGAUGUCAACCCCGGCACGUUAUCAGUUGAGCUUGCAAAGACGGCAUUCAUACAGACCGUCCAGGCUCUUUUCGGCGCCAUAGAGACACUACAGCUUUUUUAA